GACGAGUACGAGUGGGAACCUGGCGUGUUUGAUUGAGAACUUGCCCAGCUGUUCAUUUCGGAUACAGAAGAUGAGGACUUUGAUGGAUUUGUGGAUGAGGAUUGAUCAAACAAUAACGAGGCAUGACAGCACUGGCAGGAGGUUUAACGAGGAUGAUGAGACCCGGUCCGCACCAGAAUUACGCACGGGGAGGCUACUCUCUGGAGGUGUCCACUCCUCUAGGCCAGGGUCGCGUCAACCAGCUCGGUGGUGUGUUCAUAAACGGCCGGCCUCUGCCCAACCACAUCCGCCACAAGAUCGUGGAGAUGGCCCACCACGGGGUCCGGCCCUGCGUCAUCUCCCGCCAGCUGAGGGUCUCUCACGGCUGCGUGUCCAAGAUCUUGUGCCGCUACCAGGAGACUGGAUCCAUUCGGCCCGGAGCCAUCGGAGGGAGCAAGCCGAAGCAAAGUGCUUCUCCAGAAUUGGACAAGAAGAUUGAAGAGUACAAGAGGGAAAACCCGGGAAUGUUCAGCUGGGAAAUCAGAGACAAGUUAUUGAAAGAUGGCAUCUGUGACAGAAACAGCGUUCCUUCAGUGAGCGCCAUCAGUCGCGUCAUGAGGUCCAAAUUCGGCGGUGUGGGUGACGAUGAGGAGGAUGGUGACGAGGUGGUGAAGAGGGAGAUGGAGGACAACGAGCCGAGGACGAAACACAGCAUCGAUGGCAUCCUGGGUGAUAGAUCCAGUCACUCGGACGAGGGCUCCGACGUAGACUCCGAGCCAGGCCUGCCCCUCAAGAGGAAGCAGCGGCGCAGUCGGACCACCUUCACGGCGGAGCAGCUGGAGGAGCUGGAGCGGGCCUUCGAGCGCACGCACUAUCCCGACAUCUACACACGCGAGGAACUAGCUCAGAGGGCAAAACUCACAGAGGCUCGCGUUCAGGUGUGGUUCAGCAACAGACGAGCCCGGUGGAGGAAGCAAGCGGGAGCCAAUCAGCUGAUGGCGUUCAACCACCUCAUCCCAGGCGGUUUCCCUCCGUCGGCCAUGUCGGGCCUGCAGCCCUAUCAGCUACCCGAGAGUCCUUACCCCGCAACUUCCAUAGCUCAAGCCACUGAGCAGCCCAGCACGGUCCAUCGACCGCAGCCUCUGCCGCCCACCUCUGUGCACCAGAGCGGGCUCAGCUCGUCGUCCAGCGCUCAGGACGGCGGUUCGGGGUACUGCCUGUCCUCCGGACGUCACGGCUUCUCAGGAUACUCUGACAGCUUCGUGUCCCCGACCGGACACGCCAACACCGUCAACCCCGCCGCCAUCGGCAACAGCCUUUCCCCUCAGGUGAUGGGCCUUUUGAAUCCAGGCGGAGUGCCUCAUCAGCCCCAGAGUGACUUUGCUCUCUCCCCUCUGACCGGAGGCUUGGAGCCUAACGCCGGCAUGGCCGCCAGCUGUCACGGCUCCCAGCGACUGGAGGCCUUACCGGGUCUGACCGGCAUGCCCACCCUGCCGAGCACUCAGUCUUACUGCCCGCCUUCCUACACCUCGCCAGCCUACGCCGUCGACCACCAUCCAUCGUACCAAUAUGGACAAUACAGUCAGAGCAAGGUGCCUUUUAUUAUUUAAAGUCGCCUUCUCCUCGAUGUGGACCCCGUCCCCCAGACCCACCACCCCCCCACCGCCUGUCUGACAUUCAUUGACCCCAACCCCCAACCACUGCUUUUGCCAACCACCCCAAGCCUGACCAGAGGACUGCGACAGAGAGAAAGAGAUGGCGAGUAGUGGUGGUGGUUUCAUCACUGUGAUGGCGGGCUGGACGGGAAUAAUUAGGACCAAAGGUGCAACCUCUCCAGUUACCUUGCGCGUCUUGUCAUGAUCCGAGGAACGAGCCCGCUUGUUCAUGCUUGAAGAGGAUAAGGAAAACAUGACUGGGAAGAAAGGGCGGGGGUGAAUUCUUAAUACAUUCAAGAUUCUGUACUUGAUUUUUGCAACAUGAGGCUGACUAGAGCCCCAUUUCCACCAAGCAGUCCAUCGUCAAAUUUGUAAGGGGUACCAAAAUAACACUUAAGGCACCAAAGGGUGGGGCCGGACACGUUGAUUGGUCAAGAGAAUCACUUGAGAAUGGAAUUAUUAUUAUUAUUAUUUUUUUUGGUAACCAUCCAGUCUAGACACCUUUUUAAACCGAACUUCUUGUUCUCUGGGACCAAGUUAACCGAGGAGGAAUGGAUUUUUUUUUUCCUCGUCAAAAAAGGCCAGAUGUUCUUCUGAAGGCUGACAACAAUGGAAAAGACAUAAAUCUACCGUGAUGUGGUGUCUCGUUGAAGAGGAUUUAAAUACGACCGUGCGGGUCGUGUGUAAAACGAGACAAGUAGACCACUGCAACCCAAAGAAAGUGCAAUACCUUCAUACCUCAUAAACGGGCGCCGUAGACCACAUGUACAUGAUUCUGUCCUCCAUGAAAUUCUCUUUUUCUUUUUUUUUUCUUACCAUCAUUCAUUUUGGGUUGUGUGCAUGACCAAUCAGGGGAGCUUGUUAAGAUUGACAAAAAAGAGUCACUAAGCCAAAAAUGGAAGAAGAAAAAAAAUCUCUACAGGUGAACACAUUUAACAGUUCUUUUCUUUUGCAUGUGUUGAAUUGGUUUCCAUCAGGAUUUUUGUUCCGUCGCUUAUUUAUUUAGUGUCACGCAAGUGCUCUGUCUUCUGUAAUUACAUUAUCGCAAGUGCUUAAGUACGUCUUAAAACAAUGUUCAUUACUCAUGUUUCUUUUUGUUGCCCAAAUGAUUUUGUAUCAUUUUUGUUUGACUUAAAAAUUAUUUUGUUUGAAGACUUUUUGUGUACAAUACAGCACUAUUGACUAUUUAUAAUAAACAAUGUCAAACAAGUUGUGACCUAAUCUGUAGCAUUUUUAUGUAUAUUGGUUCGUGUAUUAUAUCGCUGUUCAUUGUUUGUGCCUGCACUAGAUCACAUUUUUCUAAAGCAACUGUUUAUAAUGUUUUUUAUUAUUUUAUUUUUUUAUAGUAAACUGUGGUGCCUUGACAUUUGAGUGAUCUGACUUAAGAGCUUUUGAGAUUUUUUGCUUUGACUUGGGAGUGCAAACUUAAGAUAGUCUGUGCGCUGUAUGGUGGCAGUGUCCUCAAGUCAACCCACUUCACAAUAAGCAGCAGUUUAGCAGAUAUUGAAGAAUUCUUCCCCCCCCAAACAGGCUUCAAGCUGUUUAUUGCCACUCCUAGUUGAGGUUCACUGUCACACCAAACAUCAAACUGAGAGAAUUAUAAGUUGUGUAUUUAAAACAACUUUGCCUUAGGAAUGCCACUGCUAGCUUAAUGCUAACACAUAAUGGAAAAUGCCAUAGACGAGCUUGAUAGUCAUGGUGUUAUAUAACCCUUCAAGCUAUUUGAACACAAAGAGUGGAGCAACACCUUCAAAUAGAUAAUAUAACAAUACUCACAGGCAUAUAUGUAUCCUCUGUGAAGAAUGACCAAUAUUAUUGCAUCUUACUGAAUCUCUGAGAGUAGUGGUGAUUCGUCUUCAUUUGUGUAUGUACGAUUAUAUUAAACUGCCCCAGAAAGAGCAGCCCAAUGAAUUGAAUUGAGGCAUUAAAUCACGAUGCAUAAACA
This is a messenger RNA of Phyllopteryx taeniolatus (common seadragon), 3579 nucleotides long. RefSeq names its product paired box 3a (gene pax3a). Lineage: Eukaryota; Metazoa; Chordata; Actinopteri; Syngnathiformes; Syngnathidae. The record is from RefSeq and is a predicted model, not a curated record. Gene Ontology annotation, biological process: regulation of transcription by RNA polymerase II; anatomical structure development. The coding region runs from base 123 to 1589 and encodes 488 amino acids. The transcript is spliced from 10 exons. Gene Ontology annotation, molecular function: DNA-binding transcription factor activity, RNA polymerase II-specific; RNA polymerase II cis-regulatory region sequence-specific DNA binding.